AAUAAAAAACGCAUUUCCUUAGGUGUGAAGCUGAUCCAGGGCAUUCUCCCACAGCCAGUUUGCUCUGUCAGCCUUGAGCUUCUCUACUUGAUGGUCCCUGCAGCCCCACGUGGACUUGUUUUCUUCUCUCCUGCUCCUCAACUCUAUUUCAGGGUAGGUACUGGAAAAUUGAGAAGAUCCUGCAGAUAACUUGCAACAUCUGAAAGAGCAAUCAGUAAGCAAAAAUGGAAGGCUAGGAACCAUGGUCUGAUCUACGGCUGCGUCCCCACCAGCUGAGUCCAGUGUUGCAGGCCUAUUUAUCACUCUGUCAUCAGGAAGAGGGCUUGAAGGCAGAUUUGUCUAGGUGGAUGUUGUGCAGCUUUGACAGCUGUUUCCCAUCAGUCUGUAAGUCUGUGGGGCAACCCACACAUGGUCACUUCUCAACUGAGGCUGCCAGAACUUUGGUUCAUGCUGUUUGUGCCUCUGAAGAGUCCUCACUAGCUGUUCAGAACCAUGUCUGACAACGGAGAACUGGAAGACAAGCCACCAGCUCCUCCUGUGCGGAUGAGCAGUUAUGGGGGAAAGGACCCGUUGUCUGCCAACCACAGCUUGAAACCUCUGCCCUCCGUACCAGAAGAGAGAAAACCUAGGAAUAAAAUCAUCUCCAUAUUCUCUAGCACUGAAAAAGGAAGCAAGAAGAAGGAAAAGGAACGACCAGAAAUCUCCCCGCCGUCAGACUUUGAGCACACUAUCCAUGUUGGCUUUGAUGCUGUCACUGGAGAGUUCACUGGAAUGCCAGAGCAAUGGGCUCGGUUGCUACAGACCUCAAAUAUCACCAAGUUAGAACAGAAGAAAAACCCUCAGGCGGUACUCGAUGUGCUGAAAUUCUACGACUCCAAAGACACAGCAAAACAGAAAUAUCUGAGCUUUUCUGCUCCAGAAAAAGAUGGUUUCCCUUCAGGAACACCAACGACCAAUGCCAAAGGUUCAGAGCCAUCAACAGCUGUGGCAGAUGAUGAUGAUGAUGAUGAAGAAGCCCCGCCUCCUAUUAUUGCUCCGCGCCCAGAUCACACGAAAUCGAUUUAUACACGGUCUGUAAUUGACCCCAUCCCUGCACCAGCUGGUGAUGCUUCUGUUGAUGGUGGAACGAAGUCAGGUGAUAAGCAGAAAAAGAAGACCAAAAUGUCAGAUGAAGAGAUCAUGGAGAAACUACGUACUAUUGUGAGCAUAGGCGAUCCCAAGAAAAAAUACACCAGAUAUGAAAAAAUUGGGCAGGGGGCUUCAGGUACCGUUUUCACAGCUAUUGAUGUGGCUACUGGGCAGGAGGUUGCUAUCAAGCAGAUAAACCUGCAGAAACAGCCCAAGAAGGAGUUGAUUAUUAAUGAGAUCUUGGUAAUGAAGGAGCUAAAGAACCCCAACAUAGUCAACUUCCUGGACAGUUACCUCGUAGGAGAUGAACUGUUUGUGGUGAUGGAGUAUCUAGCUGGAGGCUCACUAACAGAUGUGGUCACAGAAACAUGUAUGGAUGAAGCACAGAUUGCUGCUGUUUGCAGAGAAUGCUUGCAAGCGCUUGAGUUCCUCCAUGCCAACCAGGUCAUCCACAGAGAUAUAAAGAGCGACAACGUGCUGCUAGGGAUGGAUGGAUCAGUUAAACUAACCGACUUUGGUUUCUGUGCUCAGAUCACCCCAGAGCAGAGCAAGCGCAGCACUAUGGUUGGAACUCCUUACUGGAUGGCUCCUGAAGUCGUCACACGGAAAGCCUAUGGCCCUAAAGUGGAUAUCUGGUCCCUAGGCAUCAUGGCUAUUGAGAUGGUGGAAGGAGAACCCCCGUACCUCAAUGAAAACCCCCUGAGGGCGUUAUAUUUGAUAGCAACUAAUGGCACACCAGAGCUUCAGAACCCUGAGAAACUGUCCCCAAUAUUCCGGGAUUUCUUAAACCGAUGUUUGGAGAUGGAUGUCGAGAAAAGAGGAUCAGCCAAAGAAUUGCUACAGCAUCCCUUCUUGAAACUGGCCAAACCUCUGUCUAGCUUGACGCCACUGAUCCUGGCAGCCAAAGAAGCAAUGAAGAGUAACCGCUAACGUUAUUGCCGUGGCCUACGUUUGGUUUUGUUUUGUUUUGUUUUUACAAAUCUUUUUAAUAUAUGAAAUUGUUACACUUCUGGUGGGAGGGAAGAGGUUUGCGGGUGGGAUGGGGCGGGGGGAACAUCUGCAAAAGGGAAGCAACUCUCAUCCAGAAGACACCUGGCAUAAAUUGUGGUGAAUCUAGUGAUCCCUUUCUGGGGUCCAGAAGGAAUUGAGGACUGAAUUACUGGCUUUUUUUUUUUUUUUUUUACCCUUUUUCUCCUAUAUUUUUUUUUCUCCAGACAGCCCAGAAAUGCCACUUAGCAUGCCCAGGGUUUUAAGGGCUUUAAUGACUUUACUGUAACAACUCCCAUUCAUUGUACCCUUGUGGGUGCUUUUAGUACUUGAAUGACCGAUUCAAGCUUUCAGAGAGCAGCACUAAUGUUACCAGCUGAUCUCUUUCAUUCUCCUCUUCCUCCUCUCUACCUGUAAAUUGCUCUGGUAAGCUCCCAAAUGACAAGAUUCACAUCAUGUGACUGAUGUGAAGGUACAUCUUGCCCCUUCUUCCUUAUACAACUGUCACUCAACUGUUUAAUUAAUAGUGGAGCUGCUCAAGAAAUCACAACAUGAGAUAUAUUUUGCUUUUUGAGACGUGUGGAGAGAGGGGGAAGAGAAGUAUCCAGAUGCUUUCCAUGUGCCUGUGCUCUGUGGACUAUUAAUCGAAGAUGUGGCUACUUUGUAGAAACCUCAUGAUUGGUCAAGUCUUUGGAUUUCAGAUUAUGGAUAUGUAGGUAAGGGUCAGAUAGUUUAUUUAUGAUCAAAUGAUCAGCUAUAGUCAGGGCAAGAAAACAAUUCCAGCUGUCUUCCUGUGUGUUCUUUUUCCCAUUAGACUUGCUGGCCAGAAGCUUAAGGGGUAUUUUGCUUGGUGUGGUGGGUGGUUCAAAAACAUGUAUUGCAUCUGUGCUCUGACUUGGGCUUUGGAAGUUAUGCUGGUGCCUUUGACUUUUUACUUUACAUUUUCUUUCUUGUAUCAAAUACAUUUUUGUAUAUGUUGUAAUUUUUUCCCCCAAGCAAGUAAUGCAUCAAAGUAUGGAGUUGUCAGAAUUUAAGUAUUAGAGCUAUUUUUUUCCAGUUUUGUAUGUGCUCUGUUUGUAUUAACAAAAUGAAAACAAGUCAUCAGAUCUGAGGACACUGAAGAUGCAGGUUUUCUCAAACAGAAGAUUACAAACACCUGGAAAUGCCAAAAUGCUGUUCUGAGAAGACGGAGGCUGAGACAAGAGAGCAGUGCCUUCAGACAUCCACAGGGCUUAUUUAGCUGGCUGGUUUGAAGCUGAAGAGACUUGGUGCAUCAUCACACUGACCCUUUCUCAAUGCAAGAAAAAGUGCCUCCCUUUGAGGGACAGUGAGCGCCUUCAGUGACUGAUUUCUUGGUGUGUUAAUGGGGCAAGUGUAAAAGAGCCUGUGCCCCCAGCUUCUUUUAGUGCUACAGUCUAUGCAUUUCAACUUCCCAAACAGUUUAAUGAAGAACUAACUGUAGUUACAACGUGCCAAAUGAUUCUGUGAAUGAGUAACUGUUACUUUACUGGGAUUUUAUCACUUUUGCAGUGGGCAGGACCUGGGAUGGAUAGGGUUAUUGCUGGGUAUUAACAGAGGACCCUGAGUAAAAUUUGUACACACCUUUACAAGCGUUGCUGGCAGGAGCUAGAAGUCAUUUUCAGAUAAUUUUGUACACAGAGAGAGAAAAAAUUAAGGCUUGGGGACUGUAGCCAAGGUAUGAGGAAACUCAGAGCUGAGAGCAGCCAGCCAGAACUGCUGAGCCUGUGUCUGUUGGUGAGGGAAGGUGAGCAGGACUACGGUCCCAAAAUGUUGGCAGUGACUCACCAGCUUCUAGGAGAUGGCUUUGUGCCACCCAGGUGCCUUACUGUGCAGGGAUCUGCAGUGCCACCACUCAGUUUAUCUUCUGCUCUUUCGUGGUAGGAACCCAAGUACGUUACGGUAACUGCGCCGCCGGAGGACAAAAUCCCUCUAGUUGUAUGGGCGAGAAUAGCUGUGGUUUUAAGUUCCAGAUAGUGUCUUAUUCCAGGCAGGUAAAUCUGGGUGCAUUUCCCAGGCAAAACGUGUCGCAGGCCGUGGUCGCUGUAAACACUAGAAUGGCAUUGCUCUUGGUUUGAAUGCGUCUGGCUUCCUGAUCGGUGAAGUAGCAAGGAAGCUUGGCUAAGGAAAAAACCUGUCUUAUUGAUGAUUCCCUCUUUGUCCAUUGCUGGCAAUGGACUUUGUGAAACUCCUUGUGCCAGAGUUAAGGUGGGAGCUUUUCUUUCUUUCUUUUUUCUUCUUUUUUUUUUGUUUUUAAUCUUUUUUUUCUUUGAUGGCACAGUCUAGACAGUAAGAUAAGUAUAACUUGUGAUAAAUCUAGAAUUUUUUAAAUAGAAAAAAAAAAAACGUGAGAUCAUAAGUAAUUUUAACUUAUUAGUUCACUUUUAUUGAUGAAUGAGAACGGUUUUAAACUUGUAUUAUGAAAAUUGUCCAAUUUAGUCUACUUAGGAGGUGGUUUCCAAGCUUACAGUCAUCCUAGCAAACAAGACUUAGCCCGGCCCCAGAGUUACAAAACAUAUCUUGAUGCUUGCUGGAAUGGUGUUAGCUCUGAGUUGAGGAGUGCUGCAAGGUGGGGUCAGAGAUGAGCCGGGAGAAGGGGAGAGCCAUGAGGGGGUUGCUGUGCUCUGCUUUUGUGUGUCUGGGGGUUUCUCUGCCAGUGUCAGCUGCGUGUCUGCGAAACAAGGAUGCGAGCCGUGCUUUUUUCCCCUGAAUGGAGACGAGCAUUUGUAAGACUUGCUGCUGCUCCACUUGGCUAACGUAGACAAACAGAACAGCCAGAGUUGGAGUAGAUGCUGAAAAGGAAGAGUUUGCUUUAGGAAGCGCUGGGGUUCCCACAUGCCUCGCUCUCUUGGGUGCAGUGCAGCAGCCCAGGUUGGCCUGUCGAUGCAGCGCGUGUGCCACGUGUGUGGGAGGCCCUGUGGUGGGGUGACUCGCUGGGCAGCUCGAGGCUGGGAUGCACGUGUGCAGGAAAUGUGCAACUCUUGGGAUCUCUGUUACCGUGGAACAAAGCGGGUUGCUCGUGGGAAGCAGCCGUGGUGCUGGGAGCGCUCUGACGUGAGGCAGCUCCUGUGGUGGAGGGUGGCUGGGGGAGCCAGAAGGCUGAUCAAGUCUCUCCAGCUGGUGUUAAAUACGCGUCUCUGGUCCGUUUUCCCUCUGUCCCUCACGCUAUCAGUGGAAAUGGAAGUGGGUGCAAGCUUUCUCUUUAUUUUUUUAACUGUCUUCAGAUUUUAAUGUUGCCUUUUGUGUAAUUUAAUCCCAUUAUGUUAUUUAAUUGUUACUGCAAUAUUAACUACUGUAUUUGUUGACUUUGUUUAAUAACUGUUCUUUCAGGGCUAGAAAUAAACUUCUAAAAAAAAAAUAAA
Molecule: messenger RNA, 5495 nt
Organism: Tympanuchus pallidicinctus (lesser prairie-chicken)
Lineage: Eukaryota; Metazoa; Chordata; Aves; Galliformes; Phasianidae
Gene: PAK2
Product: p21 (RAC1) activated kinase 2
Exons: 16
Coding region: 493-2058 (521 amino acids)
Biological process (GO): protein phosphorylation; regulation of axonogenesis; regulation of MAPK cascade
Cellular component (GO): cytoplasm
Molecular function (GO): protein serine/threonine kinase activity; ATP binding
Source: RefSeq, a predicted model, not a curated record